Messenger RNA from Vicugna pacos (alpaca), 4604 nucleotides. It is a transcript of the gene ZBED6, whose product is annotated as zinc finger BED-type containing 6. NCBI's taxonomy places the organism in Eukaryota, Metazoa, Chordata, Mammalia, Artiodactyla, Camelidae. Gene Ontology annotation, cellular component: nucleus. The record is from RefSeq and is a predicted model, not a curated record. Gene Ontology annotation, molecular function: DNA binding; protein dimerization activity. Gene Ontology annotation, biological process: regulation of transcription by RNA polymerase II.
GUAUGUAGGUAUUGGGGGAAGGGGAGGGAUCAACCGAGAAAGCAUGGAAGUGGUUUAAAGCUCAUUUUUCAGUUUGUGCUGCUCAUAUAGAGUCCAAAUUAGGAGUUACUCAUUUACAGGCUGUAAAGCUUCUACAGUCUAAAAAUUUCUGAAAACCAAGCAUGGAUUAACUCUUGAUACAAACAGUAAAUUGAAAAUUCAACUUGUAACCUUAUUUUUAAAUUUUACUCUCAAAGCUUUUUUCUAGCUAACCACAUUUUUAAAAAAUUGUGAUACUUUUAGUUAGAGCUGAAAGGGCUCAACUAGCAUUUGCUGUUGAUGACCAGUAUGUGGAGUCUGACUUAGCUUUCCAGAAUUGAUUGAUUUUUGGGGUUGUAUUGGCAAAUCACAGUCCUAAAUGAUACAUGUUGAAUGAUGCACUAUGUUUUUGUUUAAAUGAAAUUUACUGAAAAUAAUUAAUUCCAGAAUUAAGGGAAAUUGAUGUUGCUAUCAUAAGGCAGCAUAAAAAAAUACAUUUUUUAAAUGGCAAAGACAUUUCAAGCAGAUAUAGUUCUUAAUGAACCAGAAAGAAGGCGGACCUGGAAUUUGGAAGACGUGGUUUCUAACUGCUGCUGACCAACUCUGACUCUGGGAAAGUAGGCCUUGAUUCUUUUUUCUAUAACAUGAGGAGCUUGGACUCUUUGAAUUCAGAACUCAGAAAGUUGGAAGGGAUCUUAAAGCCCUUUAUGAAGGAGUUUGGGAAUGUUCUCCAUUGCUGUCACUUUUCCUCCAAAAAUAACCUGGCUUGGAAGUCAUUGGUCCAAAGGGAAUUUGACUCCCCAUAGAAAUUGGAGAAAAGGUAACGCAAGUAGAGAGGAACAGCUGUAUGUCUGUUUGAGGAAUAAAGCCACUAACAGAUUCUGGUACGAAUUUUGGAGACAUAAAGAGAAUGAGUGUAUGUACCUUAAGUGUACCAGUUUCCUCACUCUCUCCUGGCAGAAGAUGUGGCACUUUUAGGGAUGCUGGGAUUCUGGGAUGUGUUCCUAUUAAUUCUAAUACAGAUGAAGAAGAUGUGAUAGAGGGAAAGAUGGUGGCAGAAGGAACGGAUAAAGAGGCAAAAUUGCCUGCUAAAAAGAAAAGAAAGAAGGGUUUGCGAAUUAAGGGGAAAAGGCGACGAAAGAAACUGAUUCUUGCAAAAAAGUUUAGUAAGGAUUUGGGAUCUGGGAGGCCUGUGGCAGAAGCCCCUGCUUUGUUAGCUUCCAGUGCACCUGAGCAGGAUGAAGAAGGUCUUUUUGAGAGCAAUAUAGAAAAACAGAUCUAUCUACCCAGUACUAGAGCCAAGACCUCCAUUGUUUGGCACUUCUUUCAUGUUGACCCCCAGUACACCUGGCGGGCUAUUUGUAACCUUUGUGAGAAAAGUGUUAGCAGGGGAAAACCAGGUAGCCAUCUUGGGACAUCUACUCUUCAACGACAUCUGCAGGCAAGGCAUUCACCUCACUGGACCAGGGCCAACAAAUUUGGAGUUACUAGUGGGGAGGAGGAUUUUACUUUGGAUUUAGCUUUGUCUCCCUCUUCUGCUGGAAGCAAUGGAAGCUUUGAAUAUAUAUCUACUGAUCCAUUAGAUGAUAAUGGAGUGGGUAAGAAACGUGAUAAGUCAGUAUCUGAUGCCCUGAGGGCAGAAAGAGGGAGAUUUCUCAUCAAAAGUAAUAUUGUCAAGCAUGCCUUAAUUCCUGGAACAAGAGCCAAGACAUCUGCAGUUUGGAAUUUUUUCUAUACUGAUCCUCAGCACAUCUCCAGAGCCGUGUGUAAUAUUUGUAAAAGAAGCGUGAGCCGGGGUAGGCCAGGUUCUCACUUAGGAACUUCAACACUUCAACGACAUCUUCAGGCCACACAUCCCAUCCAUUGGGCUGUUGCCAACAAAGACAGUGGUGCAGUUGGAAAUGGAUUAGAUGAGGCUGAGACUGAGAGAACUGAUCUCUCGACCGAUGCUUUGCAUGGAGAGAAGUCUACAGGCAUCCAAGAUGUAACAGCUGAGGACCUUAGUGAUUCUGAUUCUGACGAACCUCCUGUAUUAGAGGUUGAAAAUAGAAGAUCUGAGAGUCCUGUUCCUGUUGCAGAGCAAGACACUCUAAUGCAUGCACAGGAACAAGAAACAACAUAUUGUGAAAAUUCAACCUCAAGACAAAUAAAUCAGGCAAUUAUUCAGAUGAUUGUGGAGGAUAUGCAUCCUUACAACUACUUCUCAACCCAAGCCUUUCAGAGGUUUAUGCAGAUUGUGGCCCCUGACUAUAGGUUACCGUCUGAAACUUACUUUUUCACUAAGGCUGUGCCUCGGUUAUAUGACUGGGUCAGAGAAAAAAUUUUCUUAACUCUGGAAAAUGUUCAGAGCCAAAAGAUCCACCUGACUGUGGACAUAUGGACCCAUGACCCAUCUACUGACUAUUUCAUUGUGACUGUACACUGGGUCUCUUUGGAAACUCCACCUUCUUCCAAUAAUGGCAGGAUCCCCGAUUUUAGAAAGUGGGCAGUUCUUUGUGUAACAGGUUUGGCCAAAGACUGUUUAAUAACCAACAUUUUACAAGAAUUAAAUGACCAGAUUGGUUUGUGGCUUUCUCCUAAUUUCCUCAUCCCUGGCUUCAUUGUUUCUGACAAUUCUUCUAAUGUAGUACAUGCAAUCAAAGAUGGUGGUUUUACCCACUUGCCAUGCUUCCUACAUUGUUUAAAUAUAGUCAUCCAGGACUUUUUCUGUGAGCACAAAAGCAUUGAGAACAUGUUAGUGGCUGCUAGGAAAACGUGUCAUCAUUUUAGUCAUUCAGUCAAGGCCCGUCAGAUACUGCAAGAGUUCCAAAAUGAUCGCCAACUUCCAUGGAAAAAUUUGAAGCAGGAUGAAGCUGGCCAUUGGAUUUCUACGUUUUAUAUGUUAAGAUGGCUCUUGGAGUAUUGUUACUCAGUCCACCAUAGUCUUGGCAGAGCCAGUGGAGUUGUGCUAACUUCCCUUCAGUGGACUCUAAUGACAUAUGUUUGUGAUAUUCUUAAACCAUUUGAAGAGGCCACCCAGAAAGUGAGUGUAAAAACCACAGGAUUGAAUCAGGUGCUACCCCUAAUCCAUCAUCUACUCCUUUCCCUGCAGAAACUCAGAGAAGAUUUUCAAAUUAGAGGUGUUCCUCAGGCCCUCAAUCUGGUAGACAGUUUAUCCCUGAAGCUUGAAACUGACACCCUACUAAGUGCCAUACUCAAAUCCAAGCCCUGUAUCUUGGCUGCUUUGUUAGAUCCUUGCUUUAAAAAUAGUUUGGAAGACUUCUUCCCUCAAGGUGCUGAUUUAGAUACUUACAAGCAGAUCCUUGCAGAAGAAGUUUGUAACUAUAUGGAAUCUUCACCAGAGGUCUGCCAUAUUGCAACUUCAGAAGCUUCUGGUCCCUCAGCUAUAGUAGGAGCUGAUUCAUUUACCUCAUCUAUAAGAGAAGGCACCUCCAGUUCAGAGUCUGUUGAUAGUUCAGCUGCAGAUAAUGUUGCCAUUGGAGGCAAAAGCUUCAUGUUUCCUUCUGCCAUAGCAGUAGUGGAUGAAUACUUCAAAGAAGAGUAUUCAGAGAUCUCAGGAGGUGAUGACCCUUUGAUUUACUGGCAGAAGAAGGUGAGCACAUGGCCAGCUUUGACUCAAGUCGCCAUUCAGUAUCUGAGCUGCCCCAUGUGUAGCUGGCAAUCUGAAUGUAUCUUCACUGCAAAUAGCCACUUUCAUCCAAAGCAGAUCAUGACCCUGGACUUUGACAAUGUAGAACAGCUGAUGUUUUUGAAAAUGAACUUGAAAAAUGUUAACUAUGAUUAUUCUACAUUGGUUCUGAACUGGGAUCCUGAGAAUGAAAUUACUCAAAGCAAUGAAAAAGAAAUAUCCUAAUUUCUUUUUCCUUUCUCCAUUUAAAAUGGGCAACUUAUUGCUGUGUUACUGUAUCCUAAUUGCUAUAAUUGUUAUAUAUAGUUAUACUAAUUAUUCUUUACGCACAAUCUGGGGAAACCUGAAAACACAAAAAGGGCUGAAAACGCCUCAGAGGUAAUAUAAUGUUGACAAAAUGAAGAUUAAAGAUUUUAUGGUAGUAACUCAUUAUAGCUGUCACUGAAAAUUUUGUUUAUACCAAUUGAGAGAGGAAAGAUUUUUAAUUAAAAAAUAUAGUGCAGCAUUGAAAGGCCUUAGGCUAUUUCUGGCUGGUAGUUUGAACUAGUAAUUGGUUUUAAGUAAAAAUUUCUCUCAACGUGGGAAGUUGAUUGCUCUGAAACCAAUGAAAUUGAGAAAAAGGUAUACUAAAGUGGUAUCUCGACCCUUCACCCACCAUUUUUCUAUUUCUCUAAAAAUCCUGAUUCAUACUUACGGCUUGACAAAAACAGAGUUCACAAAAUUGUUUUAUAUUUGGAAAUUUCUAAUUGCCUCCUCAUACUGGUCAGCUUUAUAAUUUCAACUUACUGAGUGUGAUAGAGUUACCCUGUAUAUUUAGAAUUGGAUCUAUAUAAAAAGGAAACAUUAGAAAACAAUUAGGAAAAAAUUACAUUUGAUCUUUGAAUUACCUUUUUAACUUUUAUAAACUUGUAUGAAAAUAAUAAAGAUUGUAUAGGUACUUUCAUGCUGAAUGACAAUU